Poeciliopsis prolifica (blackstripe livebearer) is the source of this 1879-nucleotide messenger RNA. It is a transcript of the gene rnf170, whose product is annotated as ring finger protein 170. Gene Ontology annotation, molecular function: ubiquitin protein ligase activity. The record is from RefSeq and is a predicted model, not a curated record. Lineage: Eukaryota; Metazoa; Chordata; Actinopteri; Cyprinodontiformes; Poeciliidae. The transcript is spliced from 7 exons. The coding region runs from base 167 to 973 and encodes 268 amino acids.
GUAAGCUGCUAUCAGCUGUCCAUGCAAUGAUAUGUGAUAUGGGCACUUGGCUAACUUACUAAAAUACAUAAGAAAAAUGCCUGGACGGGGUGAAUGGACUUGACAGGUUACGGCUGCAGAAAGAUAUUCGGGUAAAAAUAGGCUUUAUUGGCUAUGAGUGUGGAUAAUGGAGGAUGGUCGAGGUGGGGACUUGGACUACCUGAUCCAAGAUGAGGACACCAUCAUUGAGGGUGUUAGCAACCAGGUUUUGUUUGUAGUGGUCGUCAGUUUCACCUUCCUUGCAGGCAUCUUCACUUUGCUCUGCAGACAGGAAGAACAGAAUAUCCAUCCAGAAAAUCAGGAGCACGUACGAGCUGUCCGACAGCAGCUCCAAACUGAGCAGGAUGAAAAUCCGCAGGCAGAGGCUCGACAGCAGUAUUAUACAGACAUGUCUUGCCCUGUGUGUUUACAACAGGCUGUGCUGCCUGUGGAGACCAACUGUGGGCACCUUUUCUGUGGUUCCUGCCUUAUAGCUUAUUGGAGGUAUGGCACCUGGCUGGGUGCGAUCAACUGCCCGAUCUGCAGACAAAUGGUAACACUUCUGUUCCCAUUAUUUCAUGAGCAUGCCGCUCCUCAGAGGGUUCAGGAUGGCGAGGCCGAACCUCAGCUUAUUUUACGAGACAUCAACGAUUACAACCGAAGAUUUUCUGGUCAGCCAAGAUCUCUUAUGGACAGGCUGCGGGACGUCCCCACCCUGCUCCGUCAUGCCUUCAGGGAGAUGUUUUCUGUGGGCGGACUCUUCUGGAUGUUCCGGAUUCGAAUUCUUCUCUGUCUUAUUGGUGCCAUCACUUACCUGGCCUCGCCACUCGACAUUCUCCCAGAAGCUCUUUUCGGCCUUCUGGGCUUCAUGGACGACUUCUUUGUGAUCCUCCUCCUGUUUGUGUACAUCUCUAUCAUGUACAGAGAAGUGGUUACGCAGAGGCUUAAUGGCUAGGCCCACAAACAGAAACAGGGAUAAAAGAGAGAUGAAUAUCUGAGAUGAGUUUGUUAAAAUCUUGGGUUUUCUCAGAGGGCUUCACUUUAAUUAAAUGGACCAUGAGCGAAUGACUGGACAGAGAUUAGCAAAACAUUGUGAAUAUUAGCUUUUGUUACAAAAGUUCCCAUUGAAAUUUACAAGGUGAAGGAUUUCAGGCAAACAAGUUACAGUCAAAUGAACAUGUAUGAACAAUGUACUCCUUCAAGAUUUACCAAUUUUAAAAAAAAUCUUUUAAGUAAUGUGAAUAUCAACAUAAUAUGGUCAACUGUGCAAUUCAAUGACGUCUUGGAAGUCUUGUAUUUAUGAGUUUAUAUGUAAUGAUUCCAUCUUAAUUUUCACUUAAAAAAACAAGUGUUGAAUGAUGAGAGUUCCUGUUUGAGCUUGUUGUCAUUACAAUAACGUGUAAGUAUGCAUAUUUUAUGAUAACAUGGAAAGCAGAGCUUGCUAAACCAGUUGGAAAAAUUCUCUGAAUAAUCUUUUAAGCAACAGUUUAAAUUCAGUAAUCAAAGCCUGCUUCCUGCAUGCAUACAGGGAAUGCUUAACAUCUUCUUCCAUAAAAUUUAUUUGAACAAGCCAUUCUGAAAAUAUAAAAGGAUAAUCCUGGACAAUUUUGAAUGUAAAUCUUCAAAAAAUGAAUGUGAAGUCAUUUCUUUUAAGUUUACUUUAACAUUCUGUUGUGAAAAGUAAACUUUGUUUGAGUAAUGCAAUCAGGUCGUCAAUUCUUCAGCAGUUUGUGUCCUUUUGUAUUCAGUAUACUGUUGGCAUUACCAUGUACAAUUCAAAUCUUUUUUUAUUAUUUGUAAAUAGUGUUUUCAGUGGAAUAGGUGUAAUUUUUUCAGAUGAUGAAAUGAAAUGUUAAAUGUC